AUGACUCGCAAGAAGACGAAGAUCGAGCUGAUCAGCAAUGCGUCGACCCGGCGUUCGACGCAGAAGAAGCGCGGCAACGGGCUGACGAAGAAGCUGAGCGAGCUCCUGACGCUGUGCGGCGUGGAGGGUUGCCUGAUCGUUUUCCCGGAGGGCGACAAGUCCCCGCCGCAGGCGUGGCCGUCGGAGGAUGCGGCGAGGAGCGUGAUCGAGCGGCUGAGGGCGAUGCCGGAGCUGGACCAGUUCCGCAAGAUGAUGGACGCCGAGGGCUUCGUCCGGGAGCUCAUCGGCAAGCUCCAGGACCAGCUGCGUAAGGCCGAGCGGGACAACCGCGAGCGCGAGACCAAGCUGCUCCUCCACGAGGUCAUCGCGGGCCGCCGGCCCGGGCCCGGAGGCCUGGCGGGCCUCACCAUCGAGCAGCUCGUCAGCGUGGGCUGGAUGUCGGAGAACCUCAUCAACAAGAUCAGGGACCGUCUGGCCUGCCAGUACGAGCAGCGCGGCAGCUUCCAGCAGCUGCCUUACGCAGGCGCGGCAGACUUGGAUCAGGCGCCGCUCCAGCAGCAGCAGCAGCAGCAGGGAUGGGUCAUGGAGGUGGUCAAGGCCGGGUGGGACCUCGACGCGCCCCCGGCUUACAGUACUGGCAGCGCCAGCGGAUCUGGCGGGAGCUAUGGUAGUACUGUCGGUGCCGGCGCCGGCGGUGAGGUGAUGAUGCCGCAGCAGUUCCCCGGUUUCGAUGCAGGGUUCCAGCAGUGGGCUGAUCCGGGUACUGGUAAUUUCCCACCCAUCCCAACACGGCAACACAGCCACGGAGGAGCUGACUCAGGAGAGCACAAGAAGCCGGCCGGCCGGCCGGCUAUCAAUAUAAGCCAAGAUCACAAGAAAUUGGAGAUCAAAGGUGAUCAAUUGAUCGAUAUGGCGGGGAAGUGGGGGCAGGACAACCCGUUCGAGGAGGUCGAGAUCGAGGUCAACCCUUUCUCGCACCCACGUCCAACUCCACUCCCUCCUGAACCAGCUGUUAACUUCUACAAUGACAUUGGUGCACCUGCAAAUAUGCCUCUUGAUACAAAAAAGGACCUGAAGAAAAAGGAGAAAGAACUUUUGGCUAAAGAAGCUGAGCUGAACAAGAGAGAACAGGAAAUAAAAAGAAGGGAAGAUGCUCUUGCAAGAGCCGGAGUUCUGAUAGAGCCUAAAAAUUGGCCUCCCUUCUUCCCUGUCAUACAUGUGGACAUUUCCAACGAUAUACCAGUGCACUUGCAGCGACUACAGUAUGUUGCAUUUGCAUCGCUCCUAGGUUUGAUCAUAUGCCUCUUCUGGAACUUCAUAUGUGUUACUGCUGUUUGGAUUUCAGGGGAUGAUGCAGGCCCUAAGAUCUGGUUUCUGGCCAUCAUAUAUUUCAUUACUGGAGUCCCUGGUGCCUACUUUUUAUGGUACCGACCUCUUUAUCGUGCCAUGAGGAAAGAGAGUGCUUUCAGAUAUGGAUGGUUCUUCAUGUUCUAUUUUUUUCACAUUUGUUUCUGCAUAUUCGCAGCUGUUGCACCAUCCAUUCUGUUUUUGGGACGGUCAUUGGCAGGAAUUUUUCAAGCACUCAGCGUAAUAGGGUACAGUGCUACGGUUGGGGUAUUCUACUUCCUGGGUUUCACCUUGUUCGUCCUGGAAUCUUUGCUGAGCGUAUGGGUCAUGCAGAAAGUAUACAGGUAUUUUCGAGGAAGUGGAAAGGAGGCGGAGAUGAGGCCUGAUGCUGCAUCGCGCCGUCCACAGUUUUGAGUUCCUCGUGUUUCCGAGCGGGAAGAAGAUAAUCUCAAGCAUGUUCGCUUGGAGUGUGACCGUCUGGAUGAACUAUAUAAGUCAUACUAUAUCGUAGUAUCAGGAUUCAUGUAGUGCAAGAAUUCAUGUACAUCCAAAAUUCCAGAUUAGAACUGGAGAAUGGCAAUUAGUUUUCUUAUCAUAUUGGUUUUUUAUUUGAAAAAGAGAGAAAUUCUUAAAGAGAAAAAAAUGUCCAAUCUGCGGCAUCGAUUAAAUUCAUCUGCGCCAGUCUUUGGACUUCUAUUUGUUGAGAUGCAUAUACAUGAAUUGGUUGGGAACUGGGAUGAACUUUGCAGCCGGUUUUGAGAAAAGGAGAGAAAGAUUUUUGUUCUUGUAUAAAAGGGAAAAUAAAAUAGGCCGUCGCUAUCAAGUUGGCGUGGAUGAGGCGGCAAAGAAAGUAAAGAAGCCCGUUCUUUCGAAGGCUGAUGCGUGUUUGACGGCGAUAAAAAGUAAACACGGCGGCCGGACAAAAUCCACGCGGAGUCCGCUAAAAUUUUCCAGGGUUUAUACUCAUUCUAUACUGCUCCCCGUUCUAGAUGAUGCAACUUCUCGCAACGACCAACUGUUUAAUUGGGGCUGCUGCUUUGUUCGUUUCUCUUUGCACCUGCCCCUCUUUGCUGACCCUGCUACGGGCAACGGGAAAACCAAGAAGAGAAAAAAAAAAGGGAAGGGUGAUCCAUGGCGGGGAGGUCGAGGUACAACGACAACCCUUUCGAGGAGGGCGGCGCCGAGGAGGUCAAUCCUUUCGCGG
This is a messenger RNA of Brachypodium distachyon (stiff brome), 2551 nucleotides long. RefSeq lists its product as uncharacterized. The record is from RefSeq and is a predicted model, not a curated record. The coding region runs from base 1 to 1761 and encodes 586 amino acids. The transcript has 14 exons. Gene Ontology annotation, molecular function: DNA-binding transcription factor activity, RNA polymerase II-specific; cis-regulatory region sequence-specific DNA binding; protein dimerization activity. NCBI's taxonomy places the organism in Eukaryota, Viridiplantae, Streptophyta, Magnoliopsida, Poales, Poaceae. Gene Ontology annotation, cellular component: trans-Golgi network membrane; recycling endosome membrane. Gene Ontology annotation, biological process: protein transport; positive regulation of transcription by RNA polymerase II.